CAUAACAUAACAUAACAUAACAUAACAAUCAGCCUUCUGAGAACUUGGAGUCGAAUUCUCAUCUCUCACCUCAUCCUAUGGACCCUCACAACAACACAACAAAUUACCUCCUUAUUUUCCACGUGUCAUAGGAUAGUGUCCAGGAGGAUCUGCUCCAUGAUCUUGACAGGUACCAAGGCAAGAGUUACUGGCCUGUAUUUCCCUGGGUCUUCCAUAUUUCUUUUCAAAUCAGUGGUGAAAUGUGUCACAGCAGUAAAUUCUUACCACUGUAUGGCAAGUGUAGUGUAAGUAUAUAUUUUAGGAUAUAUAAAUAUUAUCAUGUUUUCCAAAAAGUGCUCUUUCACUAGUUGGUAAAGGUAGUAUUGUGAAUGAGCAAAUACUGUGUGUAAGUUUGAGUCCUCGAUGCUCAGUGAGGUACUGAAGGUGCCAAUUGCUGAUUGCUGUGAUCUGUUCCCUUCCCUAGGACUAGGGAAAUGCACAUAAGUGCAGAACUUGAGUGACUCUUUCAGAGAGAACAGUAUAUUAGGAUGGGAUUCACCUAAUCUACACGAUAUGUCAGCAGUGAUGAUGACUGUAAUAGAUAUCUAGGCUGUCUUUAUCAUCAGAGGUACUCCUAGGAUGUGAUUAUUUAGUAUGAAUGCCAAAAUCGAUUGUAGGAAUCAAUUUCUAGAAAUUACUCUUUGUAGUGACUCAAAAUUACAUUAGUUUGAUCUUAAACAAGUGGGAUUUGAUGUGCAAUUUUGGAUUUCUGAAUUGCAGUUUAUCUUCAGAAUCUGUUUUAGGCUCUUACAUAACUUUCUGGAUUUCAACAAUACUUACUUGCACACUACUUUAUUCGUUGCAGAAAUUCACCUUUCAUGGACCUUAAACAAACAUGGUGGCCUACUUUCUACCAUAUUUAAAAAUUCAUUAGAUAUUCCAGUAGAAAUCUACCCUUGGUUUUGAACAGAAAUAUUUCAAGUUAAUUAACAUUUUGCUUUUAUGUCCCUUUCUUUUCUGUUAGAUACAUAUUAGAAGGACAUUCGGGCAUAUUUGCAAUAUAACAAAAAAAGAAAAAUACAGACAUUCAAAAGUUACUUUAAAGUAUUAUAUGGAUAUUUAUUUUAAUUAGAUAUCUGCUUCAUCUUCAUUUUAAAGAGCAUAUUUAUCCAUUUUACAUUGAAGUAUCAAUAAUCACAAAAGUUCUAUUUAUCUGCAUGCACUUUCUCAUUGAUGCUAAUGCAGGUUAUGUCACAAAGAGAAUAUGAAAUAAAGCAAGGGUACCACCUUGAGGCAUGAUGCCUUUAUUUAGUCACUGGUAAAGCACAGAGACCGCCAUAAAUGUGAGACUGAGAAUUUGUUGUAGGCAUUAGGAAACACAUUCUCAAGUCCUAAGUACAUCUCUACUUGUGGCAGCAUAAAAAAAUCAUCCAUCCAGGUGAGCUUGGGAAGUCACUCUGGAAGAGGAGGAAUAUAUUUUUUAGAAUAUAUCUCAUGUUAAAUUACUAAAGCUGCAACUACCAGGAAGAAAAACUAGUUGAUUGUAAACAGAAGGAUGCAUAAAAUGGGAAUGGGCCAAUAAUAGAAUUUUUCUAACCAGAUAUAAUAAGAAAGUGUUUCAAGUUUUGUUUCUCUGCUUUAACACUGUAUCACCAUAUUCUUUAAGGGAGUGAUUUCUGAUCCAGAAGUCUUGAAAAUAUUGAGAGAAUGUGAAAAACUUGAGUCAACAUGGAAAAUAAAUGAAUGUCAUGGCAGAAAUUCAUGGUAGCUUUAAAGUUUUAACAGCUGAGAGAGACAAAAAUCUCAGUGUUUAUGAACAGGCACAGGAGGAGAUUUCCCAGCUUUGUCAGGAAGUUAUAAAAUGCCCCAGGACUCCUAAAAGCAUCACUCCUGGGACAGCUCAAGCUGUAUUAAGACACAUGGAGCCAGAAAGGAGUACAGCACUGUCAGAUUGCCGAAGGAUGCCUACAGAACAUGAUAGCCUCAGGGAGCAGUUACAGAUUUCCCAAGAAACUCCUUUUAGUGAAAGGGCUCAUUUGGAACAGAGAAUUGAAGAGCUUUAAACUACUAUUCACAAUUUAGAUAGUGAACAGUUAGACAUGUCUACAGUGUCACUGAUGAAAGACACCAUUGAUUCUCUGGAAACUGAGAUUAAAAGCUUGACAAGAAGACUGGAUUCUGAAACUGAAGCUCUGGCAAGUGUACUAUAUAAAAAACUAGCAAAGUACCAAACUGAGCUUGAUAAUAUAAAGUUGAAAGCCCAGAGUUCAAACAGAGAUAUUUUCAGGAUGAAGCAUGUGCUCAAAAGCAGAAACAGGCUUUUCCUGUUAGACUGGCAGAGAUCAGUGCAGUCUGAGAGCCACAGCUGGAAAGGGAAAAUAGAGUCCCUUGAAACACAGAUGGAGCAAGUGAAGUUUUAUAUUGCAUUGCUGUAUCAUUUAACAACAGAAGCAGCAUACAAGUCUCCUGUUUUUGCCUUAAGCAAGUCUUUUGUGAAAAUGGGCAGGGGGCCUCAAAAUAUACCUUAGGAGAGAGUCUCUGUACUUGAAAAUGCCACAUCUACACCAGAACUUUGCAUUAAAGUAGAUGCAAUCAAAGAACUAUUAAAUUAGCAUUUCAUUUCCACAGCAGAGACGGUAGAAAGGAGCAAGUGUGAAUCAAACCAUUCUGAAACAGAACUGCUGAGAAAACAACUGGGAAAUGAAAAAGCAUCUAUGAAAAACCUGGAAUCUUCUCUUGUGUCCAAUUGUGAGAAGGAAUUUCAGUCACAGAGAGCAAACCAAGAGAAAGUCUCUGAAAUUCAGGUUCACAAGGAACAGCUUGCUUUAGUAGAAAAUAAUCUUGCUGUGCAGAAUCAAGAUUUUACUCACCUCAGAAACAGAGCAGCUCAGUUAGAGUCAGAACUGGAUAUCACCAAAACACAGCUGGGGACUGAGCACUCUGAUAGGCAAGUAUAUGUUUUGUAUUGUGCUUCCUGCAGCUAAUUGGGGUGAAAUGCAGUAUAGUGCUCAGACUUAGGCUAAUUAGUCAGAUAAACAACAAAGUUUGGGUUUACACUGCUCUACAUCUCCUAUGUGUUCAGAGACUAUUCAUGUCACUAAAUUUAGUCUGUUCAGCUGUUACACAUGCUGUCUAAAUUAGUUAUGUAGGUUGCAUGUGUAGCCAACAGAAUGAGACAGAGAGAUUAACUAUCUUCUGGAAUAGCCUGGUUUAGGAUGAGGCAGGUCACUUUCCAUCUCUCUUCACUCAUUUAUACUGAUGCCUGCCUUGAUUUAUAGUGAAAAUCCAGGUGAAUAGUCAUUAAUACAGGUGCUCUAUAUCCUACUGGUUCUCUGCACCUCUGGAAUGAUUUUUGCCUGUACCAACCCCAUUUUCCCAGGUACUACUUGAAUAUGGAUGAUUCCCAAAUGGCAGUAUGACAUUAUAUAUAUAUAUUAUAUAUUUUUUUUUAAUAUAUAUAUAUAAAAAAUAUAUAUAUUUUUUAAUUUUGCAAGAAGAGAGUUUAACAACAUGUAGGAACUAUUUCACAAGACUUGGCCACAGCAGCAGAGAAUGGUCCCUGUCCUGCUUCAUGCAUUAAAUUAUCUAUGUAGUCUUGGUGUCUUACCAAGAUAAGAUAGUCUUCUUAUCUUUGAAAAAACUAUACUUUUAUAUUUCAUGGAUGUGUUGAGGAUAAAAUAUUACAGUUUUGGGUAUUAUUUUGGAUAUGUAAAACAGCUAGCUAAAAGAAGCAGAGUGAUGUGAUUAUAGCACAGGUCUGAGAAUGAGGUGUCUCAUUUAACUAGUAAGUUGUUGAUAUUCUGUUCUCUCAUAAGUAAGGAUAAAGGAUCUGAAAAGAACAUCUCUGGGAAGAUCCUCUUCUUCAUGGGAAGAAAUUAAGCAGCUUCUCAGAGCCAAAGUAUUUUUUGGCCACUGGCACAUGAAAACCAGAAACUUUGCCAUAUAAGAAAAAUACUAUCAUUAAUAUUAUCAUGUUAGUAGAUAAUGGAAGCAACAGCUGUGAGUAGUGAAUGGUUUGUUGUUAGUUUGAAGAGGGAAUGUGCUAUCCUUUUUAUAACAGUGGCUGGACUAGUCCUACUUAUUCACUGCCUUGGUGCAGAAUGAAAUAAUGCCUGAAAUUAGGAGGUGGAAGUGCCAACAAUGUCAGACCUUGAAUAGGCACCGAAACAGUGAUACAGGGAGGCUUUAUCCAUCAGUCUGGCUUUUUCUUUACUAGCCAGGAAAAGCACCUGCCCACCCCUGGAAAAGCACCAUCCCAUCUCUCUGACUGCAGAAGCAGUUUGGACUCCUGUGGAAACUGCAGGAUUUCAUUAUUGUCCUGCCCUGGCUGUGGUGACCAAGCACAGGGACUGUUAGGCUUGCUGGGCUAGAGCAAGUCCUUUUGUUGUCCCUAGAUCCAGCUCCCUGAGCCAAUAUGAAUGUGAUCAUUCCCCAGCAGGCUUUAGCAACCUUCAGUGAAUGUGAUUAUUCCCCAGUGACCUGUUUCAGUGGUCCACUCCACAGGUAGGUCUGUGGUAAUGGCUGAGCCACACUGAAACCCAGGGGUUGUUGUAGUCACCCUAUCUAUGUAUUCACCCAAUCCAACACAGACUAGAUUUUCUUUAGUGUAAACAUCUGACAGACUGAAACCAGCAUCCCAGAGAAGUAUGUACCUUCAAAACACUCCAGUGGAUUAUCCAGUCCCACAUAUUUCCUUCCCAUACAGCCAGAUGCAGGAGUUAUGGACUGAACUAAUAGCCAGGCCCCAUCUCUUGCACUCAAAAUGACUGGACUUCCAUUUUGCAACUUUCCCUUUGGGGAUUCCAGCAUCUCUUAAAUAUCCAUCAGUUUCAGGGCGCUUCAGUAGACUCUAGUCUACUGACCUUGCCAACUCAAACAGCACAGGAAUACUGCAAGCAGCACUGUUCUUACUUUUGAAUAACCUUAAAAUUAAGCUCUUCCUCCCAGGAGAUGUUUGCGCUUUUUAGUUUUAAACCUGCAGUUACCAUGGAUAUCUUCUGUCUUUCAGUGAAAAAUGAGACAAUGGAUACAUAGAAAUAAAUCUCAGUAAGAGAGAUACAAAGAGACUCACUAAUCUGUCUUUCAGAGAAAUAUUUGAUGAAAACUACAUUUCCUUUUAAAAUAACAUUUAGAAGCUGACAGCAUGCAUAAAAAAAUAUUGCCAGUGGAGGGGGAAGAAGUCUCAGUUCAUGACUUGCUUUUGAGAUGAUUAUGUACUUCCAAGUUUAAUUUGUUCACUGAGAUUAUUUCCUUUGGCACUUGGCUAAUCUUUGCUAUCAAAGGCUUCUCUAAGUAUUAAAAAUGGCUCCCAAUAAUAAGAGACAAGUUUCCUCGGGUCAGUGAGCUGGUUCUGGUGCCCUUAGGAAGAAAACACAGCUGUGCAGGACAAUUAUUUUUUAGCUACUGCCAAUCCUUGAUAAAAGUACAGGGAGUCUUCAUUCCUCUGAUAGAAUUGUGUCUACUCCUCUUUCAUCUGAGUACAGUGUAGCUCUUAAAUAUGAUGAAAGAAACAUUGUGUCAUUUGGAACAGUUUCAUUUACUUUUAACUACCAUAACAAUUUCUUCUAUUUUGAUAUUUACAAAGAGAGGAGGAAACAAUCCCGUGUAGUCACCACACUGUUACUAACAAUUAUGGCGCAUUUUCUAUUUGCAUUACUCCUUUUCCAGGGUGAUAAAAUUCCAUUCUAAGAAGUAAACUCCUGGCUAAAUAGCAAAUGAAGACUAAUCUUCUACAAGCUAGAUUAGGAAUUAAAUUCCUAUCUUGCUUAAUGUUCCUUUCCCCCCUGGUUUUGUGGGGGAUUUUGGUGUUCUGUUUUCGUUUGAUUUGGGCUUUUUUUAUCCUGGUUGGCCUUAUGUGACUUUUGCACAUGCCUAGGGUACAAUGAGUUUAAAGACUAAAAAUGAAGUAAGCGAGCCAGGUUUAAAAUUUUCAGACUGUUUUAAGCUAAGUUUUUCUUAAUUAAAUCUAGGUAGCUUUUGCAUGGCAAUGAACACAAUUUUCUGUUUGGUUAUUUUCCAUUUUUGAGAAUUCAACAUAUAUAAUUAAUAUGUAAUAACUAAUGUAAUUCAUAACUUCUUUUCCUCAUCCAACUCCUUGUUAUAUUUUUAUUUUUUGCUACAUGAGAAGAACUAAAGUCCUUUCAAACUUACAGAAUCCUGGAAUUCUAGAAUGGUUUGGGCUGGAAGGGACAUUAAAGACCAUCUAACAUAGCGACCAUAAAGACAUUCUAACCUUCCACUAAACCUGGUUGCUCAAUUCUCUUGAGCACUACUUAGUCACUUAUUUAUGCUAAAUGGUUUUGGAUUGUUUUCAUUUAAAAAAAAUGCAAUAAUAACUGAAAUAUUAGCAGUCUGUGCUACAUUUUAAAAGCUUAAAUGGAAAGAAUUUAUCAGGUUUGUGUAGUGUAGUGAUACAGGGAUGAAUGAAAAGCCUGUUAGAAAAGGCUGUCCUAAAAUUGACCAGAGAUCUGUACCGGGAAAUGUCUGCUUUGUAUAAGUGAUUUACAUUUGAUCUACAUAUUUGCUUUAAUGUCCACAGAACUAAAGUUCUUGAUUAAUUUUAUGUCAAGAACUUAAGAAUGUCAAUGAAGAAUGAGAUGGAGUAGUAGAAAUGUACGAAGUAUCUAUGAAUGAUGAUUUCCCUCUCAGCUAAGUCUAGAAAGAGUUAGAAAAUUCAUUGAGACCAUAACAAAAUAAAAACAAAUGUAGAAUAUUGCCUGAGAGUAAAAGCAAGAAUAUUAAUGCAAAUAUCUGGUUGUAAUAAUCAUCAGAAUUACAGAAUUAAGACUUUAAAAAUAGAUAUUUGGGGAAUUGAUGAAAUAUGAUUUAGGUGUAAGUUCCUGUUAGGUAGUGUACUACUUUUCCAGGAGGGUCUUCCUGGAGAGGACAUCUCAUUUUCCAGCCACUUUAAGAUAAGUCACUAGGAAUUGAAAAAAGUACCGUAGAAACAACUGCUAGAAACUGGAGAGGCUUCUUCCACAGCUAAUGUGUGACUCUGCAUCACACAAGAAGUAUAAUGAGAUAGUAGUGUUGGAAUCACAAUUAAUGCCCUUCCUUCUUUGCAGCUGCUAUUUCAGCAGACACUCUGUGAUGGGAGGUGAGGCAGGCAGUCACCUUUUCAUCCUAUGGAGGAUGUGAUAUCAGAAGUAAAUUGGACAGUAACUUUUUCUUAUUAUUCCAUCUUUCUCUGUGUAUUUCUUGUACCAGAGUCCUUGCUCCAGUAAAGUGGAAAGGAUGAGCCCUGCAGUUUGUGUUGCAGAUCUGGUGGGAAAGACCUUUGCUGCCUGAUUUUCUUAGGUGAUAGGAGUCCAAAGCUUGCCUUACACAUCAAAUGUGCUAUGACAUUUUUAUACAACAAAAUCUAGUCUGUCAAAUGAUCUGGAUUAACUGUUAAAGAGUCUUGGAAGUUUCCUCAAAGUGCUUUCAGAAUCCACACCUGAAUCCUUUUUGCUAUCUUCAUAAAAGAAUUGAUUAGGUCUCUGGUUUAUUUUUGCAAUGCAUGUUGGUCACAAUAAUGGAUUAAGCAAUAAACUUGCACAAAUAUUCCUUUAUAAGAGUUUUAUUUGCGAUAAGCUGACUGUUCAACAUUAACAUACAUGUUUGAGUAAUAAUUAAGGACUGCAUAACCUAUAUGAAUGCUCCUAAUACUGAAUAAACUGUGUUGCUUUUUAGGAACAGGUGGCUUUUAAAAUCCUCUAAAAAUAGAGGAUUGAAUAAUGUUUUUUUAAAAAAUUACAGUAUAGAUAUAUAUGCGCAACAUAAAUUUUGGAUUAUCUUCCACAAGAGUAACAGUAUUUUUCAGUACAGGUGAGUUGAUUUUCAUUUGGAGGUACUGGUUCUUCAUUCCUGGUUUGGCAGACAGCCACAGAAGUCAUAUCAGCAAUCAGCACUGUUAAUGAGACUGCUUGCAAGUAAUAAAUAAAGACUGUAGGAGCAGACAUAAUGAUAUUAACCAUUGCCUCAUUAUGCAGUUAUUAAAAGGCAUAUUGUACACUUUUCCCAGAUGAGAGAUGAUCAUUUCAUUAUCCUGGAAGAUGAGAAAGAGAUUUUUUGUUUUGCAAUCAUAUUGUCAUACUGAUUUUUUUUUUUUUCUAGAAGGUGAUCACAAAACAGUUUGAGAUAUGUGAUCUUGGUCUAUAAAACUAAUACCCUAUCAUCCAAAAGGAAAAUUGCAAGGGGAUUACAAUAUCAUGGAUUGGAGCCAAAGGAACUUUUGUCCAUGGUGAUGACAUACAGACUUCCAGGGACUUCUGACAGCAAUUAAUUGCUGCAUAAUUUUUGAUGAUUAAGAAAAAACCCCAUUCAAGGUUUGCAGAAGAAAGAAUUCAGUAUGUCUGGCGUCAUUCUCCUUAUUAUCUUUUCUACAUUUUAGAAGAAGCAGGAUGUAUGGACACAAAGCGGUAUCUCCAUUACAAUAUGACAUCUGUUGUUCACCCUUUGUUGACCACUGCCAUCAUUCCAUCUUUUCUUUUUCCUCUUUCAAGUCACUAAUAAAGCUUGAA
This is a messenger RNA of Zonotrichia albicollis (white-throated sparrow), 8480 nucleotides long. The record is from RefSeq and is a predicted model, not a curated record. NCBI's taxonomy places the organism in Eukaryota, Metazoa, Chordata, Aves, Passeriformes, Passerellidae.